AUGAGCGGUUUCAAUAGAAAGAGAAGAUUUGGUAAUGAUGAUUAUCAACAGCCAUAUCAGAAAAGGUUUCGUUUGCCGCCAAUUGUCGAGCUAUCGAAAACACUCUGUGGUGAUAUUAACACCCUAGGUGAGUCGUCAAAGAAGUAUGUUGAAGAUGUUGAGUUCAUGACAGCACCAAUCAUUGGAAAUUUUGAAAAUGAAAAGACUUUGCGAGACGCUGUUUUGAAUACGUUGUUUGCAGUUGUCACUGAACAACCACAAAAGGUUUUACAUAUCUCUGGGCUAGUACAGGUUGUCAAUGCCAAAAAGUCGUCUAUCGGUAAAACAAUUGCUGAGUUUUUUCAUCAAAAAGCACAAGAAUUGAUCGAACAAUCAAUAAACGAAGAAGUCAUUCCAGAAUCGUUUGAAACAGGUCCGUGGAAUAAAAUCAAACUAAUUUUAAGAUUUUUGUCAACUUUGUCAACUUUCAUUAAAGAAUCAAGCUUAGUGACCCUUUAUAGUCAAUUUUUAAAACAUUCCAUUGAUUUGCAAAAUAAUGAACCAGAAAAAAGAUGUCCUUUAGCUGAAGCUAUUUAUUAUAACACCUUAAUUUCAAUUCCGUACCUCUUGUCAUUUGGAGAGCCUUCAGAAGCUAUGAAAGAAGGAAUUGAAACAAUCUUAAGGAUAGCGGAUGAUUUUAAGUAUGUUGAUGAGGAGCUUACCAUCACCAAACCAUUUGCUGUUGAUUCAAAGGCUCCAUAUGAGCCAAAAAAUAUCAUAAGCUUAAUAUUACCUGCUGUGAAAGAGUUUUUUAAAGACGAUUACAAAAAAGUCUUUUCGUUGUUUCCACAGUUGAGUCAAUCAUUGAAACAUCUUUUGACAGAGUCAGAAGAAUUUGGACUACCACAAUUCUCAAUUCCUGCAGUUGAAGCAUUCAAGUAUAUUACUGGUUUAGAUACAGGUUUAGGUAGUGUGGAUGGUAUGUGGAGAACACCUAGACUCACUUUUGAAGUAUAUUUACCAAUACUUGGUUUUGACACCGUUCCAAAAUCUUCUGAUUAUGCUGGUUUGCUUUUUGACGAUAUAGUGAUUGAUAUUGUUGAAGCAUUAGAAUUCAAUAGAAAAGAAGUUGCAAGACAAAUCAUUACAUUGGAUCUCUUUUUCGCUGAUGGAGUGUUCGCCCCACCAGCAACUAGUAUUGACCAAUUGAAAGAGAUUAAUGCCAAUAAUGAAGAGCUUGAAAACAAAGCUAGUACAUGGAAAACCGAAGAUGUUGCUAUUAAGAAUGUGUUGUCUUUGAUUUUUAAACUACCAACUGUUUCACAACCAUUUGCAUACUUCUAUACUACCCUCGUUGAAGCUUGUACAAAUGCUGCACAAGCAAUUGCCCCAGUUCUUGGUAGAGCAAUUCGUUUUUUCUACUCCAAUAUUCAUACUGCUGAUUUUGAACUAAGAUUCAGAUAUCUUGAUUGGUUAGCUGUUCAAUUGAGUAAUUUCAACUUCACAUGGAAAUGGCGUGAAUGGGAAACAGAUUCUAUCAAAAACUCAAAAAGUAAUUAUCACCCAAGAAUUGCUUUCAUCAAAAACUUGAUUUCAAAGGAGUUGAGAUUAGCUACCAGGGAAAAAAUUCAACAGACAUUGACUGAAGAAUUUCAUCAAUAUUUGGACGUCAAGUUAUUUGAAACAGAGGAGAUCAAGGAAUAUUACGUAUCAUUAUUUGGUGAAGAAAACUUGGAAAGUGCUGGCUUGGACUUUGCUGAGGAUGGAAGUAAAUUAUUUUUUUUGAAAGAAAACCUUUCAUUGAAAGAGGAUACUGAAAAACUCAUUGAAGUCUUUCAUAAGGGAUCCAACAAGGAAUACAAGACUGUUGUCGAUGGUGUUAGAGAAAAGGUUCAAAAUUAUCCUAAUCCUGAAAAAUUGGUGAUCACCUUAGUUUUCCAAAUUAUAGCGUUUGUUGGUAACAGAUCAAUUUCACAUGCUGGUAAAUACAUUGGAAACACUUUUGAGUUUUUGAGAAGUCUUCUUGGAAGGGAUGAAGAGGAGAGCUUGGAGAGACAAUUAUGGGCUAUUGAUUCAAUUUUAAAAUAUUGGAAUUCUGCUCCAGAAAAUGGAUAUUUAGUCUUGGAUGUCUUGGAAUCCUACGAUGUUUUAUCCCCAAAAGCUAUGAUUAAGUAUUCAUUAGAUGACUCCCACAAAGUCAACUUUGGUUUGGUGAAUGUUUCAGCAACAGAAUCUAUUUUCAGACUAUUAACCAAUGUUGCCUUCUCAGGAAAAUCAUCCGCUGAGUUCGAGUUUAUUUUCAAUGAGUUAAUGGCCAUUAUUUCAUCAUCAUUGAAGACAAUCGAAAAUAAAGGAGAUAUUGAAGUACCAUCAGUUGAAGAUGAUUUCGAUGAAAAAAAUGAACAUAUUUGGAAGUACCAAACAUCAAUUGGAUUUUUGAGAGCGGUGUUGAGAAAAUACUCUGAUGAGUAUGUUAGUUUAGUUCCAAAGCUUGAAGAGUCUUUGAAAUCUAUUGAACAUGUUCCUACAAAAGAACUAGUCGAAAAAUGGUUCACAGAGUUGAAAAGUCUAUAA
This is a messenger RNA of Hansenula anomala, 2553 nucleotides long. It is a transcript of the gene STO1, whose product is annotated as Sto1p. Gene Ontology annotation, biological process: mRNA export from nucleus; nuclear-transcribed mRNA catabolic process, nonsense-mediated decay. Gene Ontology annotation, cellular component: nucleus; nuclear cap binding complex. Gene Ontology annotation, molecular function: mRNA binding; RNA cap binding. NCBI's taxonomy places the organism in Eukaryota, Fungi, Ascomycota, Saccharomycetes, Phaffomycetales, Wickerhamomycetaceae. The transcript is spliced from 3 exons. The record is from RefSeq and is a predicted model, not a curated record. The coding region runs from base 1 to 2553 and encodes 850 amino acids.